Closterium sp. Naga37s-1 is the source of this 4494-nucleotide messenger RNA. The record is from the annotation of a GenBank genome assembly. Lineage: Eukaryota; Viridiplantae; Streptophyta; Zygnematophyceae; Desmidiales; Closteriaceae.
AUGCCGGUACCGGGAUUCGAAGGAUCGCUGCUGGAUUUCGUCAUGCGGGAAACGGAAGUCCUACACGGAAAGGUUCGGCGCUACACAAGCCCCACGGAACGGCCGUUCUUCCCUGAUGCCAUUCCGCCGCUUAUUCUGCCUCCAUUGAACUACCCCAGAUUGCAGAGCCGGGAGGCGAUAGUAAAAGAUGUGACUGUAGCGAAGAGGGACUCGACGCUCGUUAAGAAGUUACUGAAGCUGAAGGAAGGGUUGAUGGAGCGGCGGGCGGCGCAGAUGCAAGGCGCGCUGCGAUGGCUCACGGAGGUGUCUGCCAAUCUGAGACCGCCUCUGCUGGCACUUGUAACGAAUCGCCUUGAAAGGGACGCGAUAAACGCGUAUUUCUUCACUCUUGGUUCGGGUCUCAAGUCACUCGGAUACGCCAUUGAGGUGAUAGCGCAGGAAGGAGGGCCCAUGGCGGACGCGUGGCGGGGCCUGGCCGUGCGUGUGACUGUAACGGGGUGCCACAACACGAGCCUAAAUCACAUUGACUGGCUGGAACGCGUUCCUCCUUUCCUCUCCCGCACCACCUCUCUCCCGCACCUCUCGUCUGCCUUGCAAUUCCGCCUUGCUGCCGCUCGUGGGCCUUCCUUCCCUCCCUUGCGCAGCUACCAGGGAGUUUUGGCGAACUCGUUAGAAGCCGCUCCGUUUGUUGCCAAAUUGGCCCAAGAACCAUUCACCGAGGUCCCGCUGGUGUGGGUCGUGCACGAGGCUGACGUGGCGGACAGGCUGGCAGUGUACGAGUCCAGUCAGCAUCUCCAGGGGCUGAGGCAGCAGUGGGUGGAUAUUUUCGCUCGUCCUGACGCCCUCCUAUUCCCCUGCAUGGCACUUAAAGAGCGAUAUCAGCCCUUGAACACUGGAAACUUCUUGGUAAUUCCCGGCUCGCCCACGUGGACGUACGCCGCGUCCCGAUUCGCCGCGUCGCACUCGCCAGAGUCGGAGCGGGCGGCGCGUCAGAUCCCGCCUGACACGUUCACUGUAGCAGUGGCGGGAAACCAGCGGGUGUACCAGGGAAAGUGGCGGGAAAGGGCAAUGGCCAUGCAUGCCGUUCAGUCAUUGGUCCAGCCGCCUGGUAUGGGGUGGGGGUCGAUCUGGGGUUGGAUGGGAGGGGAUUUUGCGGGAAAGGGAGGAGGGGAUGGAGAGGGAGGAGGGGAAGGGAGUGGAGGAAGGGGAGGUGGAGUGGGAGGGGUAGGAGGAAGGGAGCAGAGAGGAGGGGGGAGAGGGAGAGGAGGAGAGGGGAACCAGAAGGAGCGUGAGGGGGUUUCUGCAGUGGAAAGAGCCCAUGUGGUGUUUAUGGGUAGCUGGAACAGGUCAGGGUCGCAGUCGCAGCUGGCGGUGCUUAAGGUGGUAGCGAAGCAGCUGCUUAUAGCGAAUCUGACGUGGGGAGUGGGGGAGGCGGAGGGGGAGGAGGGCAUGGGCGUGCUGUUGGCGAGUGAUGUGGUGGUGUGGAGUUCGGUUGAGGAGGAGAGGGAGGUCAACCCGCUGCUGGUGAAGGCGCUCGCUCUGGGGAAGGUGAUUGUGGUUCCAAAACUGAUCAAGAUCCGAGCAGAGUUGACCAAUGGCGUGCAAGCUCUUUUCUACGACCCGGGAAAGGAACCUUCCAUGAAGCAGGCGCUUCUUAAAGCCGCAUCGCUCUCGCAGUCUGACGCGCUUGCCAUGUCAGCAUCGGGGCGCGAGCUCUCAUUGGCCCUGGGCGCGCGCAGCGUGGUUAAGGAGGUAGCGAGGCUCCUAGAGCGGGUUAUGGAAGGGGGCGUGGGGAUUAGAAGCCCUAGGCCGGCGGAUUGGCUGUGGUGGGAUAAGAAGCAGGCGUGGAUGUGGGGCGAGGAGGGCGGGUGGGGGGUUGGGGAAGCGGAAGAGGAGGGAGAGGGGGAGGAGGAGGAGGGGGAGAGAUUGGAUGUAGGUGGGAGUGUGGAGGAAGGGGAGGCAGAGAUAAUGAGAGGAGGGGAGAGUGGGGCUAUUGGAGGGAGGAAGGUGAUACUAACAGAAGGUGAAUAUAAGGGGCGACGGAUGGGUUUGAAGGAGGGAGGCAAGUUAGGGGAGAGCAGUAAGGAAGGGGUGAUGGGGUUGGGAGCGGAAGAGAGAGGGGAUGUGGUAAGGAGGGACGGGAGGGGUGAUGGGAGUGUGAGGAGUGAGGGAGGGAGUGAGGGAGGGAGUGAGGGAGGGAGUGAGGGAGGGAAUGUGGGAGGGAGUGAGAGGAGGAAGAGUGUGGUUCUACAGAUGGAGGAGGAGUGGGAGGAGUUGAGGAGAAGGGAAGCGGCGCUGCUGAUGGGAGACAAGACGAGGGAUAGCAUGCUCAUGGCCGAGAUGGAUGGUGCUGAGGACGUGGUGGUGGGAGGUGGGGCAGGGGGGUUUGAGACGCGUCAAAAGGCGCUGCUGAUGGGAGACAAGACGAGGGACAGCACGCUCAUGGCCGAAAUGGAUGGGGCUGAGGAGGCGGUGGGAGGUGGGGCAGGUGCUAGUAGAGAAGGGAAUAAGGGCAUCACAGACGCGAGGGCAGGAGGAGGAGGAGGAGCAGCAGCAGCAGUGGCAGCAGGAGUGUCUGAGCUGAAAGCGCCCGAGGAGCAACUGGAGGCUGACAUUCUGUGGGAUCGCAGGGAGCACGAGUCACUGUCAUGGGAGGAGGUGAAGGUGGGCGUGAAGCGGGCGGAGAGGAGUGGGCUGCAUGAGAGGGACGACGGCGACCUCGAGCGAUCCGGCCAGCCCAUCUGCAUCUACGAGCCGUACACUGGGAACGGAUCCUGGCCGUUCAUUCACGACAAGGAUACCCUGUACCGGGGAGUUAGCCUGUCCCGCUCCUCCCGCCGCCCCAACCUAUACGACGAUGUGAACGCGUGGGCGCGCCUCCCCAUGCUCGCCUCGCCCUACUACCGGGACGUUUUAUGUGACUUUGCAGCCAUGCUGGCGAUUAAUUACCGCAUAGACCGAGUCCAUAGGAACCCCUGGAUCGGCUUCCAGCCGUGGCGAGUCCGGGUUGGGCCCCCAUCCUCUCCUCCCCGUACCACUGUUCCCCUACUCACCUCCCCCAUCCUUUUCCCCUCUUGUUCCCCGUCCGUGCAGUCGCGCUCCUCCCGGCGCCCCAACCUAUACGACGAUGUGAACGCGUGGGCGCGCCUGCCCAUGCUCGCCUCCCCUUACUACCGGGACGUUUUAUGCGACUUUGCAGCCAUGCUGGCUAUUAAUUACCGCAUAGACCGAGUGCACCGGAACCCCUGGAUAGGCUUCCAGCCCUGGCGGGUCCGGGCGGAGAAUGUGGGGUUGAGUAGCGCGGCGGAGAAGGCAUUGGUUGGGACUAUAGAGGGCGGGACUGUAGCGGAUGCGGUAGUGUACUGGGUUAGUACUGUAGACCAGGUGGUGAUUCAUCGGGACCCGAGGAGUGCGGCGUUGGGGGAGGAUGGGGAGACGGUGGGGGGAGGGGGAGGGGGAGGGGGAGGGGGAGGGGGAGGGGGAAGUGGAGGCGGAGGAGGAGGGGGAGGUGUGGGAGAGCAUGGGGGGAAGGUGGAUGGGGGAGGGGAGUCAGGGAGAGGAGUGGGGAAGAUGCGUGUUGGGGGGUUGGAGGAGCGAGCAGGGGAUGUCUUUUGGACGACGUGUGACAUGAUGAACCGCGGUAACUGCAGAGCUGCAUUCUUGGAGGCCAUGCGGCUGGUGUACAGUCUGCCCUCCAACUGGACCACCCUGCCGCCCAUGCCCACCGGAGGGGGUACCUGGUCUGCCAUGCAUGCAUGGGCCAUGCCGGCUCACAACUUCGUGGAGUUCAUGCUGUUUGCACGCAUGUUUGUUGAUGCUCUGGAUGUGAAGUUCUACCAGAGACAUGCAGCACACGGCACGUGCCCCCUGGCCCAGAGCCAUGCAGAGGAGCGGCACUGCUACUGCCGAUUGCUCGACAGACUCGUGAACGUGUGGGCGUAUCACAGCCGAAAGAGAAUGCUGCUUCUGAACCCGCACACUGGCACGCUUAAAGAGCAACACCCUGUUCCCACGCGCUCUAAGUCCCGCUCCCGGCGCGCCUGGUUCCAAUGGUUCUCCCGGCCGGCACUUAAAGCCAUGGAUGAGGAGCGGGCAGAAGAGACGGACGACCCCGCCCACGCGAUCAACGGGCGGCGGUGGCUUUGGCCGCAUCUGGGGGAGGUGCAAUGGCAGGGGUCGAUUGAGCGGGAUAGGAUGUUUAGAUUGUGGCAGAAGGGGCAGAAGGAGAGGAGGAAGAAGGAAAGAUUGGCUAGGAUGAGAGUGAGAUAUAAGCAGGAGGCGUUGGGAGGGCCGGUUGUGAAGACACUGGGAGAAGUUGGGGGCGUGGGGAUGGGGAGGAAUGGGAGUGUUGUGGAGGGGGGAGAGGAGGGGAAGAGAGGAAGUGGUGAGGGCGGCGGCAUUGACAGGAGUAGUGGUGUAAGCAAGAAGAGUAGCAGCAGCAGUAACAGGGACACUUCUCAGGAGGAGAGCAAAGAGGAUAGUGACACAAGGUGA